GAAAAUAGAAAUCAGUUUCCUCCUUGAGCAAGAAAUGCUGCCCUUUUAAAUUACCCCCAACAACAAGCUGAGAGAAGAUAAAAAAUCAAAAAUCAAAAUUAAGAUCUAUAGUAAUUGAAUCAUCAAUCAAUCAGGAUAAUGGCGUCUUCUUCAGAGGAGCAAUUGAAGUUGAAAUUACAGGAUUUGCAGAAACAAAUUGGGAAAAAACUAAUGUUUGAAGAAGCUGUUUCCAACAUCAAAUCUUUGAUGAUCGAAAAUUAUUCCUCUGCUUCUCCAUAUCUUCGCAACCUGAUAUAUUCCGUGGUUUGUCGUGUUGCUACAGUUUUACAGACUAGAUAUACAGCACCUGGGUUCUGGUUUGCUGGUAAAGAACUUUUUGAACAAGCCGAGCAUCUUGUUACUGAAUCUUCUGAAAGGCAACAUUUGAAAUCUUGUAUUGCUAGAGCUCGUGAACAUUUGCAUGAGAAAGAGAAUCUGCCCGAGGUUUCGGAAGCCAACAGAGGUCCAUCAAGGUAUCUUUUUGAAGGGCAUCUUACUGUGGAUGCUGAGCCACCAAGACCUCAAUGGUUAGUGGCGCAAGAUUUUCUUAAUAUUAUGGCAGCAGGAGCAGGAAUAUCUCAAGCAGCAAGAGAGAGCUUUAACACAACGGAAGCUGCUUCCUCUCUAAUGGCAGAUUUGGCUGCUAACCUGCCACUGGGCGAAGGCUUUCCGGACCUGGAUGCUGCAAUUGAAGCUUCACUUCAGGUAAUUGGUGCUGGACCCCAAAGACCACCACCGGCUAGUAAAGAAGUGGUCCAGAAGCUUCCCAUAAACACUGUAACAGAGGAAACAUUGGCGAAGCUGGAAAGUAACACAAAGUGCUCUGUUUGUCAAGAGGAAUUGGUCGUUGGUGACAAGAUGCAGGAGUUACCUUGCAAACACUUAUAUCACCCGCCUUGUCUAAAGCCUUGGCUGGAUACGCAUAAUUCCUGCCCAGACUGUCGAUACGAGUUGCCAACAGAUGAUCAAAAUUAUGAGAGUAGGAGGGAGAGAGAGAAGGAAGAUGAAGAAGAGCGCAAGGGAGCAGCAAAUGCCUUGCGUGGUGGUGAAUUUAUGUAUGUUUGAAUUUUAGCCUGCGGAUGGAUAUUACGAUGUCUUCGAAGUUAUUGUGAACUUUGGUGUAAUUUUAAGACAUUUAAAUACAAAUAUAUCUGUUUAAAUCGGAUUUUACAAACCCCAUUGCAGUUCUCUAUUUGCAAAA
Molecule: messenger RNA, 1240 nt
Organism: Papaver somniferum (opium poppy)
Lineage: Eukaryota; Viridiplantae; Streptophyta; Magnoliopsida; Ranunculales; Papaveraceae
Product: E3 ubiquitin-protein ligase AIP2-like
Exons: 5
Coding region: 139-1104 (321 amino acids)
Source: RefSeq, a predicted model, not a curated record